AUGGAGGGGAGUGUCGGCGCUGUGUUCAUAGGCAUUCAGCUUGGGCACAGAUCCAUUGACGUGCUCGAUCUCUUCCACCGUUCGUGGAACGCGGAGCUGCUACGGAAUGCUGCGGCGGAGGCGACUGGCUGCCUCCUGCGCUUCCCACUGCUGUGCGUCGGCGGCACACUGUACAGCGGCGUCGUCGCCUCUGUACACACGAGCGGUGCCAUUCGUGUUGUGUCGAGUGGCUGUGUUGAGGCGGCUUUGGCGAUUUCUGACUUUGUGUAUGCAUAUGUGGUGCAACGUCUGCCGCCGCGAACAGCAGCAGCAGCAGCGGUUGAUGGCGACACUAAGAGUAUUGUGUUCUUUCAGGUGGUGCUGAAUCCAGUCCCGUCGCCUCAGCAAGAACGCCACGUUAACACAUCGGAGACUGGAGCGGCUAGGCUACGUGACCACAUUGCGUCCUCCUCUUUGCGUGCCGCUGCAGGAGAAAGAGAGGGAGAGGCCACGCACAACAGCCUCUGGUGGCGCGCGCUGACGGACAGCUCUGUGGCGUGCCGCCAAUACCGCCAUACACUGCGUAUUGUGUGCCGCUUCAAGCAGCCGGCCCCGUUCCCUGUGCGCGGCGCGGCAGCCGCAGGUGGCGGCAAGAAAGAGGAGUGCGAGGCUGAUGCGUUUUUUGGUAGUGAGAUGAUGUCUGUAAUGCCAAUGGGUAGCAUGUUUGUGGCGGUGCCACACACGGCUGAGAAGAACGGCGAGGAUGCGGAUGACUUUUUUUGGCGAAAGCGACUGCGGCAUGAGAGUGAGACAACACGCUCGUUGCAGUCUGCCUCAGCGGAGCCUGCUGUUGUGGAUGGCACGGCACUGCCACCACAUCAGGCAGCGGCAGAGGGAGAGGGAGAGGGCGAAGGGGCACCAGCAUCAAGGACAGGAGAAGCAACAACGGUGUGCCCAUUGGUGGCAAAGCCACAGAUGAAGGUGGAGGCAAUGGUCUAUCGUACAGGUCGUGUGUUCGUGACUGCGGACUCGGUUGCGGCUUUGUCGUUUGUUGUUGAAGAGAUUCUGCUACCACUUUUCCAGAACUAG
Messenger RNA from Trypanosoma grayi, 1068 nucleotides. RefSeq lists its product as hypothetical. The transcript has a single exon. The record is from RefSeq and is a predicted model, not a curated record. Lineage: Eukaryota; Euglenozoa; Kinetoplastea; Trypanosomatida; Trypanosomatidae. The coding region runs from base 1 to 1068 and encodes 355 amino acids.